Molecule: messenger RNA, 6920 nt
Organism: Uranotaenia lowii
Lineage: Eukaryota; Metazoa; Arthropoda; Insecta; Diptera; Culicidae
Exons: 3
Coding region: 406-6537 (2043 amino acids)
Biological process (GO): DNA integration
Molecular function (GO): nucleic acid binding
Source: RefSeq, a predicted model, not a curated record
UUAGACGACCUUCCUAAAAAGAAUAUUUUCUACCGCACUGGCGGUGAUGACAGUUUGCGACGUGAUGAAUUGACAGAUAUCACUUAACACCGAAUUGUUGGCAGGUCAGCCACGCGAAUUAUUUCGAUUCAUCUUUUUUACGAACCGGUUAGCAGAUUCGAGUUAAAUAUACAUCACCCAAUAACAAAUAUACAUCCAGAAGGAUUUUUGAGUUGUUGGAGGUUAGGGAUAAGCAAGGUUAGGAUACCAGAAAUGUAAGUCCUUAAAUUGUAACCAGCUCAUAGAACAUUAUGAACUUAUCCUUUAUAAUAUAGUUUUUAGCAUUAUUACCGUCGAUCGGAGUUGCUCAAAAAACGGAACCGAAAAUACCUUUCCUACCUCAACAAACUAAAAAAUUUCUGAACGAUGUUAUCGAGCAAAAAGGUGCCGGCCCGUGAAGGGUACAAUUGCCAGGCUUGCAAAGAGAAAGAUACCGAAGAAAUGGUAGCAUGUGACCGUUGCGAUAGUUGGUGGCACUUCGCUUGCGUUGGAGUAAGCAGCAGCAUAAGUGAACGAAGUUUCGUGUGCCGGAACUGCCAGCCCGUUCCUGAAGAUACUGCUACGGCGAUGCCGGAAGAUACCGUUCGCCAGGCCGAAGUUACUGAACAUUCUCAAGGACCAGCAGCAAUAUCGGUGGUAGGUUCUACCACCUCAAUCUCCCGUACCAGAACCAAGUUGACUCUCGAGAGACUCGAGGCGGAGCGAGAGCUGAAAAAGAAACAGCUAGAUUUGGAACGUCGAGCCCGUGACGUUGAGUUAGAACUGCGGCAACUGGAGGUGGACGAACAAUACCACAAGGAGAGGUUUCGUUGCCUAGAAGCGGAUAUUAUUGAGGACGAUGCUCGAAGUAGUCGGUCAUCUGUUUCAACCAGUAUACAGAAAGUACAGCGGUGGCGUUGCGCGCCCAUGACGGCAAGUUCAACUUUGGCCCAAGUUGCUACAGGUUUAAAGGACACAGGUAUUCCGGCAAGAAACAUUGAAGGUAGGCCAGUUAUCAAUAAGUUGACUAGACAGAGUGAAGUAGGCGAGAAUCAGGUCGCUAGCAAGACGGGAGCGAUUCCCAAAAGAACUAGAGAGUUAGUAGAGGCCAAGUCAAGUUCCGGCCAGGUGAACCAAGGCACUGGAAAUUCCUUUAAGGCACAGUUGAUGUCUUUCGACAUUUCGCCAAUUCGCGGAGCAAAUAACACUAUCGUAUCUCCCAACGAACUAGUCAAUACUAACCCGAAUUCGCAACCAAAUAAACCAGUUCAUUCCUUUGCCGUACAUCCGGGUACUGAGGGCGAGGUCAACGCGACGACGCGUGAACAGCCAAACGUGGUGAUUCGUAAGAACCAUAGUGAUGAAGUGGGUUUUAACUGCAGAGGUGAAAGAGUGAGAAACAAUGGACGCUAUGAAAAACGGCCCGAUGGAGCCGAGGAUCCUUCUGGCUUCCUUCUAAGCGGACGCUGGAAUGGAAACGACGAUUAUACAACGGGAUUCAUUCGUGCGGAUCUUGAUUCCAAUGAAUUCGAUAGAGAGGAGCCUCAAGAACAACGGAGAAGACUUGGACCUACCACUCAACAAUUAGCUGCGAGACAAGUACUCAAGGAUCUCCCGCAGUUCUCGGGUUGUCCCGACGACUGGCCGGUGUUUAUAUCGACGUAUCGAACUACUACCAAAGCCUGUGGGUUUUCAGAGGAAGAAAAUUUCAUGCGAUUGCAACGCAGUCUUACGGGCCCAGCGAAGGAAGCGGUUCGCGGCGAGCUUCUCGUACCGGCAGGUGUUCCUAGUGCGCUGGAUACCUUGGAAACAAUAUACGGGAGGCCUGAGUUGUUGGUGCACACCUUAUUGCACAAAGUGAGAUCUGUUCCGGCUCCUAAACCCGAUAAAUUUGACACCUUGGUUACCUUUGGGAUAGUUGUCAAAAACCUUUGUGCGGUCCUCAUAGCGACCGAUCAGGAAGCUCACCUUAACAACCCGUCACUCUUAGUCGAAUUGGUGAACAAACUGCCUUACCAUUUACAACUAGAUUGGGCAAUAUACAGACAACGGAGUUCCAGAAAGGAUAUACAGGGAUUCGCCUCGUAUAUGUCAAUCAUAUCAUCGGCUGCUUCGGACCUUACUUUACGAAUCGAUUCGUUUGAAACUAAACGAGGCGGUCGAAACCAAAAUAACUUCUGUGGGGCUCAUGUUACCGAGGAAACGUCGUACGAAGUAGGACUGGAUACGAUCAGCGACGAAGGAAGUACACCAACAGGGGUUCAGAAGAAACCGUCCUUGAAAUACCAACCCAAGUGCCUUAUAUGCCAGAAACCAGAUCAUCGCUUGAAAGAGUGUCCGGAUUUCCAGAAGUUAGCAGUUGACGACCGAUGGCAAAAAGUUCGAGAACUAAGGGUUUGCUGUAUAUGUCUAGGGUGUCACGGGCGGAGGCCUUGCAAAUCAACAAAGCUUUGUGAAAUCGAAGGAUGUAGGUGGAAACACCAUAUUUUGCUACAUGCUCGAUCCGAGGCUCGCGCAGAAGCGAUGGUGGAGACGGAGGCUGUCACCAACCAUCAUCACGGUGGCCGCUCAACCUUCUACAGGAUUUUACCGGUAACGCUUUUCGGGCGAGGGGAGCCAGUUGAGGUUUACGCAUUUGUAGACAACGGUUCAUCAGCGACAUUGGUAGAGGAGGAGGUUAUACGGAAAUUGGACAUCGAAGGAGAAACUGUACCUCUCUGCUUACAGUGGACCGCAGGUGUGACAAGAAACGAAGAAAAAUCACGACGUGUAUCGAUCCAAGUGAAAGGGUCCACAAAGCAGCAGAAAUUCACGAUCAAGGCUCGUACUGUGGGAACUUUAGAUUUGCCCCGCCAAACGAUACGCAUUGCAGAGUUGGCCGCCCAGUUCCCGCACCUUCAGGGCCUGCCGAUAAGUAGCUACGAGGAUAUUCGACCGACGAUCCUUUUAGGAAACGAUAACGCGUUCGUGACUGUAACUCAGAAAAUUCGAGAAGGGGCACCAGGAACUCCAAUAGCAGCUAAAUGUCGUUUAGGCUGGUCAAUAUACGGAGCUUCAGGUAGAGGAAAACUGCAGUCCAGUUUACACGUUCACGAAUGUGCGUGCGACCGGGAACUCCACGAUCUUGUGAAGAAACAUUUCCAUGACGAAAGUAGGAGCUGGCAGAAGGUGGACAGUCCCUUAUCUGUGGAAGAUGAACGAGCGUAUGAGAUCCUGAAGGCUACCACAAAGCGCGUGGGUGAACGAUUUGAGACUGGACUCCUGUGGAGAUUCGACGAUUUCGAGUUCCCCGACAGCCGACUUAUGGCGGAGCGACGACUUUUGUGUCUAGAGAGGCGCAUGAAGCGGAGUUUGGAGAUAGGUGAUAGUGUCAGAAGACAAAUGGUUGAGUACGUCAACAAAGGUUAUAUUCAUCUAGCCACGGAAGAGGAGCUCACCAACAUCGAUCCAAGAAGGAUAUGGUACUUACCGUUAGGUGUGGCACUUAACCCUAAAAAACCAUCUAAGAUUCGCAUAUUUUGCGACGCAGCGGCGAAAGUGGAUGGCAUAUCGCUGAACACUAUGUUGAUACCUGGACCAGAUAUGUUAACAUCCCUCCCACGGAUAUUGUUCGGAUUUAGAGAGAAGGCCAUAGCUAUAUGCGCCGAUCUGCGCGAGAUGUUCCACCAAGUGAAAAUUCGGAAAGCUGAUUGUAACUCUCAGCGCAUAUUAUGGAGGGACGACCCGAGUGAACCUGUAAAAACUUAUAUAAUGAGCGUGGCGACCUUUGGAUCCGCAUGUUCACCGAGCUCUGUACAAUUCGUGAAGAACUUAAAUGCGAGAGAACAUGCACGUGAGUAUCCCCAAGCGGCGGAAGCGAUUAUCGAGCAUCACUACGUCGACGAUUGGAUGGACAGCGCGGAUACGACAGAGGAGGCUGCCAAAUUGGCCAGCGCAGUAGAGUAUGUGCAUAAAAAAGGCGGUUUCCAAAUUCAUAACUGGCUCUCAAACUCCGAUGCCUUCCUGAAACUUGUCGGAUCAGAGUUAGCUGCCGAAGUAAAGGUUUUACCUUCCGAUAAAGAUUCAACCCAACGGGUUUUAGGAAUGCUGUGGCGACCCACUGAAGACGUUUUCAUCUUUGGUUCAGUUCCCGUGCGCGAAGGUGUUCAUCCGACUAAACGCGAAAUUUUACGGACUGUAAUGUCGCUGUUUGACCCAUUAGGUUUUCUAUCGUUCUUCAUCAUCCAUGGCAAGAUAAUCAUACAGGAUCUGUGGAGAGCUAAAACGGAUUGGGAUACGAGAAUUCCAGAUCAAAUACAUCGUAAAUGGCUAGAGUGGACGGAACACUUCCGAGAUUUGCAGAACGUUCGAAUUGACAGACAUUAUUUCGGAAAAAUGAAAUCGAAACAGACAGGCAACAUUCAGCUGCACGUCUUCUGCGACGCGAGCGAACUUGCGUACGCAUGCGUGGCGUACUUUCGAGUAAGGAUUGGUGGAGAGAUUCGAUGUGCUCUUGUAGCUGGGAAAUCAAAAGUCGCACCCCUCAAAACCUUAUCUAUACCCCGCCUAGAACUUCAGGCAGCGGUGGAGGGUGUACGAAUACAGAAAAGUAUAAUGGAAACGCAUAGAUUGACCAUCGAAAGCACGACAUUUUGGAGUGAUUCACGAACUGUUUUGUCCUGGAUUCGCUCAGACUCUCGACGUUACCGGCAAUAUGUCGCCUGCAGAGUUGGGGAGAUUUUGUCUAACACGAAUGCUGAGGAUUGGCGGUGGGUACCGACAAGAGAAAAUGUAGCCGACGACGCCACGAAGUGGGGCCGUGGAUUAGACUUCACUCCGAGUUCUCGGUGGUUUCAAGGACCAUCCUUUUUGUAUCACGAAGAAGGAGAUUGGCCUGCAGAGUCCGUGACUGAGGUCGAAACUGAAGAGGAAUUGGAAGAGUGUUUAGUGCAUGAAGAGGUCCAGAAACAACAAAUGGUCGAUUGGAUAAGCUUCUCGAAAUGGAAACGAUUGUGGCGCACCGUGGCCUUCGUACGUCGGUUUUGCUUCAAUUUUCGCUGCAAGAUGAAGGGCCUACCUGAUGGGCUCCAUGGGCCGCUGACGAAGGAGGAACUAGUGAAGGCUGAACAGACAGUCCUUCGUUGGGUUCAGAAGGAGUACUAUCCGGUGGAAUACCGCUGGCUCAAGGAAGCAACACAGGGUAAGAUACGAAAAUACGAUGGUAACAGUCCGUUGGCCAAGUUGUCCCCGUGUUUGGACCAAAAUGAUAUCAUACGGCUAGAAAGCCGAAUUGUCGCUGCAUCGUACGCGUCCUUUGACGCCCGAUAUCCGAUAGUCCUACCUAAACAACACCGAGUGACCCAACUCAUAGUAGAGGACUAUCAUGAUAAAUUUCUCCAUGCAAACAAAGAAAUGGUCGUUAACGAGCUACGACAACGAUUUCACAUCGGAAAUCUUCGGAACCUGGUGAAACAAGUUUCGAAAGAAUGCCUUUGGUGCAAAGUUCGGAAACCACAGAUCGCAAUGCCUCGAAUGGCACCUCUACCAAAAGCAAGACUUCAAGCAUUUGUACGGCCCUUUACCUUCGUAGGGUUGGAUUACUUUGGUCCUAUGAAUGUGCGAAUUGGAAGAAGCGUAUCAAAAAGAUGGGUUGCCCUUUUUACAUGCCUGACGAUCAGAGCAGUAUGUUUGGAAGUUGUACAUUCGCUAAGCACCGAGUCGUGUAAAAUGGCGAUACGACGUUUCAUCAGUCGACAUGGCUCACCGCAGGAGAUCUACAGCGACAACGGGACAAAUUUUGUGGGAUCUGCCAAUGAGUUACAGAAAGCGAUAGAUCACGGUGAUAUUUCUGAAAGUUUUACCAACAGCUCUACAAAAUGGAUCUUCAACCCACCCGCAGCUCCUCACAUGGGUGGAGCGUGGGAACGACUCGUGCGAUCCGUGAAGACUGCUAUGGCCGCCAUGCUGACCACCAAGACGCCGGACGAGGAAACCUUUAUCACCAUAGUUCGUGAAGCUGAAGGAGUAGUAAAUACCCGACCGUUGACCUUCAUUCCGAUAGACGACGAAACAAGCGAAGCUCUGACGCCGAACCACUUUAUGAAGCUAAGCUCCAGCGGUGUUUCUCAACCAUCGAGACCAUUAGGAGAUGAGCGAUUAGCCCACCGGGAUAAUUGGAAUCAUUUGAAUGUAGCAGUUGAUAAUUUUUGGAAGAGAUGGGUAAAAGAAUACCUACCUAGCAUUGCACGGCGUACUAAGUGGUUCCGGGAUACUCCACCGAUUGAGGUAGGAGAUUUAGUGAUGAUUGUUAAUGAAACGGAGAGAAACGGGUGGAUUCGAGGUCGGGUGAUUCGUGUGGCGGAUUCCAAAGAUGGGCGACGUCGGAGGGCUUCCGUACAGACGGACAGGGGAAUCUUACAAAGACCAGUAUCCAAGAUUGCACGCCUAGAUAUAGAUCCCGGUAAGGAAAGAUCCUCGAAGAGCUUCUCUGACCUUUCUUACGGUCGGGGGGAUGUUGCGGACUCCAUGAACGGUCUUUAGACGACCUUCCUAAAAAGAAUAUUUUCUACCGCACUGGCGGUGAUGACAGUUUGCGACGUGAUGAAUUGACAGAUAUCACUUAACACCGAAUUGUUGGCAGGUCAGCCACGCGAAUUAUUUCGAUUCAUCUUUUUUACGAACCGGUUAGCAGAUUCGAGUUAAAUAUACAUCACCCAGUAGGUAUCAAUAAACGUUUAUUUACCACUAGUUCUAAUAAAACCCCACUUCCGCGAUUUAGAUAACAAAUAUACAUCCAGAAGGAUUUUUGAGUUGUUGGAGGUUAGGGAUAAGCAAGGUUAGGAUACCAGAAAUUUUUUAGCAUUAUUACCGUCGAUCGGAGUUGCUCAAAAAACGGAACCGAAAAUACCUUUCCUACCUCAACA